This is a messenger RNA of Drosophila obscura, 3296 nucleotides long. It is a transcript of the gene CTCF, whose product is annotated as transcriptional repressor CTCF. Lineage: Eukaryota; Metazoa; Arthropoda; Insecta; Diptera; Drosophilidae. The transcript is spliced from 3 exons. Gene Ontology annotation, biological process: positive regulation of DNA-templated transcription; negative regulation of transcription by RNA polymerase II; epigenetic regulation of gene expression. Gene Ontology annotation, molecular function: chromatin insulator sequence binding; DNA-binding transcription factor activity; RNA polymerase II cis-regulatory region sequence-specific DNA binding. The record is from RefSeq and is a predicted model, not a curated record. Bases 67 to 2457 code for a protein of 796 amino acids.
UUUAUUGAUAUUGACGCCACGCCAUUGACAUAUGUGCAUACAAAUACAAUUUUAAUUGUCUUAACAAUGGCGAAAUCGUCGCGUAAAACCGAGGAUCUGCAGUCGUUCCUGAACAAUUUCCACAAGGAAAUAGAAGACGGCAGCGACGACAAAGUUGUGCACAAGAUUCUGAAAUCAAUCCGAGCCGAGGACGGAGUCGACGAGGGCGAUGAAGACUAUGUUGAAGUCUCUGAGGAAGAACAGUCAGGAGAAGACGCGGACUAUGAUCCAGGUGAGGAGGAGGACGACGCGGACAAAUACUUUAUUGACGACGACGGAAACUGCUAUAUCAAGACAACCAAAAAGCAGAAGGAGCUGCUGGAAAAGUUGAAGAGCUCGGCCAAAAAGCCCAGCAAGACCACCCGUCCAAGUGCUGGUAAGGCGUCCAGCAAAGUCAUAAAUUUACGGCCUGCCGUAUCUCCCCCGAAAAGGGUCACAAGGUCGGCAGCAGAGCCAAAGCCAAUCAGUGUACGAGCAACGAGUGCAGCAGCAGUAGUAGCUGCUAGUCCUAGUCCCAAGCUGCCGGCAAAGGCAUUUGCUAACACUACCAGAGGCAGGCCAAAAAAGGUACUAAAGGUUCCCUCACCGAAGCUCGAGCCGAAAUCCGAGCCCCUCGACAUCGAGCGCGAGAUCGAGGAACUGGUGGCUGAAACAGAUGAUGCAGUUGUCGUAGCCGAUAUCACUGGAAAUUCUGAAUACACCAUUGACAAUGAUGCCGUAGAAGCCCUGGACAAUGUGGCUGAUGGCGAGGUCUAUGAGUUCGAUGACAACCCACCAGAAGACACCAAGCAGGAACUGAAGAUCACUACCAGGCAGUUCUUACUGAAGCCUGUGCCAACUGUGGAGAAAAAAACGCCCAAGUCGCAUCCCUUCAGCUGUUCUCAGUGCGCCUACACGACCAACAAGAAGUUUCUCAUUACGCGCCAUAACAAAACUCACGAGACUGAGUUGUCCUACAUAUGCUCCAUAUGCGAUCGAGGAUUCAAGACCAAUGUGGGAUUGGUCAACCAUGUGAACACCCAUUUGGGGAAUAAGCCGCACAAAUGCAAGCACUGCGAGAGCGCCUUUGUCACCACGGGCGAGCUGAUAAGACACACCAGAUACAAGCACACCAAGGAGAAGCCCCACAAGUGCACGGAGUGCAGCUACGCUUCGGUGGAGCUGACCAAGUUGAGACGCCACAUGACCUGUCAUACAGGAGAGCGGCCAUACCAGUGUCCCCACUGCACCUAUGCCUCGCAGGACAUGUUCAAGCUGAAGCGUCAUCUGGUUGUCCACACGGGUGAGAAGAAGUAUCAGUGCGAUAUUUGCAAGUCCCGGUUCACGCAAUGCAAUUCCCUGAAGGCGCACAAGCUAAUCCACAGCGUUGCGGACAAGCCCGUGUUUCAGUGCACUCAAUGCCCCACCACCUGUGGCCGGAAGGCGGACCUGCGCCUUCACACUAUGCAUAUGCAUACGGCAGAUAAACCUAUACCCUGCAAGCGCUGUGGCCAGAGUCUGCCCGAUCGCUACCAGUAUAAGCUGCACAUAAAGACCCACGAGGGCGAGAGAUGCUAUCGUUGCAAGCUGUGCGAGUACGCCUCUGUUUCCCAGCGGCAUUUGGACUCGCACAUGCUCAUCCACUUGGGUGAGAAGCCCUUCACGUGUGAGCUGUGCCCGCAGGCGUUCCGUCAGCGUCAGCUGCUGCGGCGCCACAUGAAUCUCAUGCACAACAAAGAAUACCAGCGGCCUGAGCCGCGCGAGAAGAUGCACAGUUGCCCGGAGUGCACGCGGAUGUUUACCCACAAGGGUAAUCUGAUACGGCACAUGGAGACUCAUGACGACUCGAAGAAUGCUCGCGAGGAGCGGCUUAAAUUGAAAAUGGGUCGAAAUGUUCGUCUACAGCCAGAUGGUAGCAUCGUGACUCUGGUCAACGAAAGUGACUUCGCCAGAGACCUCAUUGACAUGGAGGAAGAAGACGAAGAUAACUUUGAACUGGCCGAUGUGGAGCCGGACAACUAUGAUGAUGAAAUUUUAGAGGCCAUCGGCAGCCCUACAGCGAAAUCAAAACAAAAUCCGGUUAUUAUCAACACACAACCCAGAAAGAGCUCCAUAAAUCAGCCCGUCAUCAUUAACCGCCGGCUCAGGUCCAAAGGCGGCACUAAGACAUUCCACAUUAAGGAAGAGCCAAACACCUCAGAGUUUACGGUUGAGCUGCAGGGCGAUGAUGGUCAGGUCAUGGUCGUGGAACUGGUUAAUGGCGACGAGGAGGUGGUGGUCAAACGCGAGCCCAAAGGCCCCAAGAUCAAUGCCGACAAUUGCUUUGGCUUUGAGGAGGAUGACACCGAAUAUGCGGAUUAUGGGGAAGAAGAUGCCGAAAUGGAUGGAACUUCACAGGAAUUUCUUCAGCUAAUGGAUAUGAUCGAACAAGAUAGUUAGUCCAUUGCAGGAUAAAAGUAAAUUAAUAAGGAUCUUGCAUUGUAUGUAAUAAGAUAAGAGUUAUACCGAAAUACGUACACACGUAAAGUAAUUUAAAUAUUAUAGAAUAAAUGAUUUGUUUUCUUAAUUAUAUCCCCAAAGUUCUAGUAUAGCAAAUAAUUCUAUAACUCAUAGCCAGUGGCGGAUACUUAUGUAAUUAACCAUUAUUGUUUACGCACGACAGUAGCCAAGCUGUGUCGUCAUUUUUCCGUCGCUUCGGCUAGCAUGCAACAGCCUUCUGCUACCGUUUUUCGGCCCCAAUACUGAAACAUCAUACUCAACAAUAAACAAAACAGCUAGUCAAAGACCUUUGUAGCUGCACAGAAGUUGUUGUUAAAGAUUCAAAGUAUUUUUAGAUGACAACUUGGCAUAAAUAUUUAUUUAAAUACAUACAAUAUAUAUAUUUCAAUGUUCUCAAUAGUGGUAUAUGGGCAAAAUGUUAGGUGCGCUUGCAUUUGAUCGAGCUGCAGCAUGUCUGGGCGUGCACUGUGUAACGCUGUAAAUUCUCGGCUAAUUAAUUAUCGUUUCCUACCAUAAAAUGUUUGCAUUGCAUAUUUGUUUUCAUCCAUCCUUCUUUCAUUUCUCUCUCUCUUCAGCAAUUCGGUUUCUUCACUGGCUAUCAUUUGUUUCUCUUGCCGUUUCAAGUGUAUAACUACAAUAAAAAUAUAUAUAUGUAUAUAUAUUUAGUAUAUAAUAUAUGUGUAUGUAUAUACUUUAGGUGGUGCAAUGUGCAAAAAUCUGCUGUGCAGUGCGCAUCAUUAUCAUUUAUCAUUAUUUCAAUAUAUAGUACAUAUAGAGUG